Polychytrium aggregatum is the source of this 579-nucleotide messenger RNA. RefSeq names its product putative 26S proteasome complex subunit sem-1. Gene Ontology annotation, cellular component: proteasome regulatory particle, lid subcomplex. Gene Ontology annotation, biological process: mRNA export from nucleus; proteasome assembly. The record is from RefSeq and is a predicted model, not a curated record. The coding region runs from base 61 to 300 and encodes 79 amino acids. The transcript is spliced from 3 exons. Lineage: Eukaryota; Fungi; Chytridiomycota; Chytridiomycetes; Polychytriales.
GACCAACCUUCGCUCCAGCACAUCAUCGCCGCUCUUGCAUCCACGACCAACCAGCGCACCAUGGCCAAAGAGGAGAAGCCGACACAGAAGGAGGAGGCCAAGGCCGUCCAGGAUCAAAAGCCAAAGUCGACGCUCGAGGACGACGACCAGUUCGAGGACUUUGUUGCGGAAUGUAUCGAGGAUGACCAGCCCAACCCCAAUUCAUGGGCCGCAACGUGGGAAGAUGACGAGGAAGUCGAGGACUUUUACGUUCAGCUCCAGAAUGAGACCAAGAAGCGUGCCGGCGCAAUGCAGCUCUAGAGAGGCGUCGGUCUCUUCUUGAAACAACACCUUCCAGCCACCCCCAUUGAGCCACCCAUCGCGCCCGAGAGAAAGAGUUCGACUGUGAUCGGUCUGUCCAAGAGCAAUUCCCUUCAAGAAAGCCCGCACAUCCAGCUCCAUUGCAUCUCUCGGACAUUAUGGGACGCAUGCACCCACCAAGCAGAGCCCCACAGAUGCGGGCUGAUGUUCGCGGAUCCGGUGCAUUGGCCAAGCUGCCAUACGGGGCAAUCGCAAUAAAAGGUUGCUCACCGGAUGCAA